UUCUGCAUAACCUCACUUUGCGGUAUUUUGGAAGUAUAUCUGUGUAGAUUUUUCUAAAUUAGAAAAAAAUGAAGAAUAGUGGAUUUAAUAGUCGUUUGCUAAAUGUAAUUGUGGCCAUAAGUGCUUUUACGCUGGGAACACUCACCACUCUGAUGAUUGUCAGUGAGAAAUCCAUGGAAAAGCCCAAUUUUAGGGAGUAUUCAAGGGGUAGUCUGGAGAGUAAGUUCACUGCUCCGAAGAAGCCCCAUCACUUUCUGGUAAUUCUAAUAACAACUGCACCGGGAAAUCUUCCUCAGAGGAGUGCAAUUAGGGAGACAUGGCUGAAGAAUGGAUAUCUAUGGAAGUCAGAUAUUCCCUAUGAUGCAAAUGCCGUCUAUACGCCACUGUAUGAUUCAGAAACGGGAUUCCUGCGUCCGGAGACACCAGAUAUGCAGGCAUACAAUUUGGAUGUGUAUAAAAAGUGGAUGAAAAAGUACAAGACAAUUAAUCCUGAACUGGAUGGGCAAGAAGAAAUGACAAAUCUCUCGGUUGUGCAUUAUUUUGCAAUUGGCACUGCAGGGCUGGGAAGAUCGGAAAUUAGUGAUUUGAGGGAGGAGAGGAAGAAGCACAAAGAUAUAUUGUUGCUGGAAAAUAUCUGGGAUAGUUACAGCAAUUUGACUAGAAAGUUACUUGAGAGCUUCCAUCAACUGCAUGAGAAAUUCUCCUUUGAUUAUCUCCUGAAAUGCGAUGAUGAUACUUUUGUAGAUUUGGCAAUUUUACUUCAAGAUCUGCAGACUUAUCACGCUAAUUUGAAGAUGGUCUACAGUCGGAUAGACAAUCAGCAGCCAAUUCCAAGGCUCUAUUGGGGGUAUUUUCAUGGUAGGGCUCAUAUAAAAACAGCCGGUCAGUGGAAGGAACAAAAUUAUGAUCUUUGCGAUAAGUAUUUGCCUUAUGCCCUUGGAGGGGGAUAUGUUGUGUCCGGAAGUAUAAUUUCUCAGCUGUCAGACCAAAGAGUUUCUCUGAAAGUCUUCCGGAGCGAAGAUAUUUCAAUGGGAACGUGGUUAUCUGCAUUCAGAGAUAUCCAUCGAAGGCAUGAUGUUCGCUUUGAUACUGCCUUCACGGCUAGAAAAUGCCAAAGUUAUCACAUUGUCCUCCAUAAACGGUCAAUUGAGGACAUGAGGCACUUUCAGAGUGGUUUUACGUGUUCUCAGAUUCAAAAUGAUGCAAUAAGAAGGCCCAAAGAAUAUUACUACAAUUGGCGAAAGCCUCCAACGCAAUGUUGCGAUAUUUCAGUUAAUUGAAUGUUGUUGCAAGAGAAAUUGAUCCUAUUAUGUCUCCUGCCUUCCCUUCU
Molecule: messenger RNA, 1330 nt
Organism: Phlebotomus papatasi
Lineage: Eukaryota; Metazoa; Arthropoda; Insecta; Diptera; Psychodidae
Gene: beta3GalTII
Product: beta-1,3-galactosyltransferase 6
Exons: 1
Coding region: 69-1280 (403 amino acids)
Biological process (GO): glycosaminoglycan biosynthetic process
Cellular component (GO): membrane
Molecular function (GO): UDP-galactosyltransferase activity
Source: RefSeq, a predicted model, not a curated record